Messenger RNA from Phytophthora sojae, 792 nucleotides. RefSeq lists its product as hypothetical. Gene Ontology annotation, molecular function: nucleic acid binding. NCBI's taxonomy places the organism in Eukaryota, Oomycota, Peronosporomycetes, Peronosporales, Peronosporaceae. Bases 267 to 785 code for a protein of 172 amino acids. The transcript has a single exon. The record is from RefSeq and is a predicted model, not a curated record.
AGCGGUAGGGCGCGCGGCCUCGUGGCCGAGAAGCUCCCGUUCGGCGUGCUGGUCGUGGCCUUCUCGGCGCCGCUCAGUCUGCAGACGGUCUUCGCCCGCGUGGAUCGCGCGUGCGCCGCGCUCAGGGUCUGACUGCCCUGAGCCUUUUCUAGCCAAGUGCUAGGAUUGUACUACCCGCAGCAGCAGCAGCAGUUCCCAACUUUUCGCGGAAGAGGGAGCAGAAGAGAAGGAGAAGAGGAGGAGGAGAAGAAGAGAAGAAGGAGAAGAUGUACUUCUGCGCGGCGUGCAAGCUCUACGUCAAGGACUCGAGCGUGGCGGAGCACGACCAGAGCACGGCGCACCUGCUCUCGAGCUCCAACGGGGUGUCGGUGCGCAAGGUGUGGCUGCCCGAGACGAACCGCGGUUACCAGAUGCUCAAGUCCAUGGGCUGGAGAGAGAGCGGCGGCCUGGGGCCCGCGGGGGACGGCAAGGUCACGCCCAUCGCCACGACCUUCAAGACGGACAGGGCGGGCGUCGGCCUGCAGCCCACGGCCAAGCAGGCGCGAGUGACGCACUUCCCCGCGCACGACGAGCAGCAGGCCAGGCUGGCAGCGGACGGACGCAGUGAAGCGCAACGCAUGCAGGACCGACUCGCCCGCAAGCGCAAGCAGGCCCAGCAUCACCCAGUCGGGCUCUCCAAGGCGCAGCGGAAGCUGCAGAAGCAAAUGGAGCAGAGGCGAGACCGCGCCAUUGGCAACGAGCUAUACGCGGAAGGCUUGGAGGGCUACGAGGGGUUUCUGCGGUAACUCAAGU